This is a messenger RNA of Lactuca sativa (garden lettuce), 2444 nucleotides long. Its product is annotated as transcription factor SAC51. NCBI's taxonomy places the organism in Eukaryota, Viridiplantae, Streptophyta, Magnoliopsida, Asterales, Asteraceae. Gene Ontology annotation, molecular function: protein dimerization activity. The record is from RefSeq and is a predicted model, not a curated record.
GGUCAAGGACAUUGAUGUCUAUAUAACUUUUUACGACUCUCUCUCUCACACACACCUUACCCUAUCCAUCACUCUCUUCACGUCUCUUCCUGCCCGGAUCUUCCUUUUUCAGCAGAUUUUGUUACUCGGGUUUGCAAAUUAUCGUGUUUGGGAUUUGUAUUGGAUUUUCAAGAUUGUUGUCAGUCGAUUUUCUGUUCUGGAAUAUUCAAACAGCUAAGAGGUCAAACACAGCAUGCGGUGGUGUAGCUUAUCUGUAGACGUUUAUCGUAAAGUCAUCUCCCUCAAUCUCUACUGUCGCGUGAUUCUCUAGUAUUUAAACCUUGGAAUCCCCAUCAAAUCAGUAAUUAGUAUUAACAUCUCCCUUUAAAAAUCGUUAAAUUUCUCCAUGGGAACUAAUCUUUUUGUCGUCAUCCCCUGCUACUGCCGUUGGAUUAGCUGAACCAACCCCGAUCCCGAUCCCGUUCUUUAAUCUUUGAUCAAGAUUGAAUCUUUUUGGUGUUGAUUUGUUUGGGUCAUCGUUGUUGAGAUCUUUUUGUGGGGGUAAAUUCAUACAAAGGUUUGCAAGUAGUUAUGGUGUGUCAAUCUGCCGGCCAAACAAGAUUCCGGGCGUUGAAACACGAAAAUGGAAUUGAUGGGAGUGCCACCAUAAUUGUUAAAGUUAUUGCAUGCUUUCAACCUCUCCAAGAUUGUCAGGCUGAGUAUUUCCGACAUUUGCUUAAACCUGUAACGUAGUUCUGUUUUUCCACUUCGUGAUCAAGCUGGCAUUUUUUUAUUUCAUCGUUAUUAAAGUUUUUCAGAAAUCUUUAUAUACGCACGUGACACUGUUCAUCUCCUGGUGACAAACUUUGGUUAAAUGGAGAAGGGUUUUGAAUCCUGGUUUCAAAGCCAACAAAUCGAUCCAAAUUUGUCGAGUGCUCCCGGUUUCCGGCACCGGCUUAACAUUCCGUCUUUGGGGAGCAUGCUUUCACCUUACGGAAACCCCCCGGAAUUCGCAAUUCCGGCCAGCAAACCGGAACAACUUCCUGAGCUUGUACAGAAGAAGUUUCUAGUGUUUGAUCAAUCAAAUGAUCGGACCACACUGAUUUACAGCUCGAUUCCGAUUCCGUACCACCUCCCGGAACCACAAUUCACCUUUGAAAUGAAAAAUGAGGAUUCGGUUAUGGAAAAACAAAAGGACACCCGUUCUUCGGAUUCGUUUCAUGAGGAUACAGAAGAGCUCAAGGCAUUGCUAUCCUCUGAUGACGACGGAAUCGAUGAUUCCGAAGACGAGGAUGAACAGAGUACCGGGCAUUCCCCGGUGAUGGGGUUCGGUAGCCAUGAAUGGCUGGAAGAAGUAGCGAGUUCGGUGGGUUGUAGGAAACGCCAGAAACUGGAUUCCGGAGAGUAUGAUGCGGUUUCCCUUGAGGACACAGCAACCUCCGGUGUUAAUUGCUCCAGUGAGGCGGAGCUAAGUAGCUGCGGGAAUAAUGGCGGAAAUGGGGUGGCGGAUGUGGAAUCAGGGGGUAAGAGGUUAAGAAAAGAGAAAGUGAGGGAGACUAUAAGUGUUCUUCAGAAUCUGAUUCCUGGUGGUGGGAGGAAUGGGAAGGAUGCCAUGGUAAUUCUUGAUGAAGCCAUUAAUUACCUGAGAAUUUUGAAGGUGAAAGCUAAAGCCUUGGGGCUUGAUUCUCUCUAAAUGCAUCGUGCAUUAAGAGUUGCACGUUGAUCUAGCUAAGCUAGCUUUGGUUGGGGAUAAUUAAAAAAAAAAAUCUUUACUUUAUUCAAAUUGUGUCUACUGGUGUGUUUUGCGUGUAAAAAAGAGAAUAAGACGAGGGAAAAUUGCAGUUGGAAUGGAAUGGAAUUUGAAAUCUUUUGUGAAGAUAAGUUUUGGUUUCCUGAAAUCCUGAUGAUGAUGAUGGUUGAUGGUAAAAAAAGAUUUAGGCUUUAUGUAAAAUCUCUUGCUUCCGGUGAGUGUACAACUUUUACUCCGUGAAGUACACAAUUCAGUCGUUGCAAAAUCAUUGUCAUCGAUUUUUGCUUAAAAAGAAAAGCGAGAUGUGUAUAGCUUUUUCUGAGAUUGUGUGAAAGAAGGGGUAAUUUGGUAAAAUUGGUACUUGGGAUUUGACUGGUUGUGGGGUUGGGAUGAGAAAAUUGAAAGCAGGUUUGAAUUGAUACCCAUCCAUCAAGGCGUUCUCAAGUAUUAACUAGGAUUGUUGGUAAUGAUUCUCCAUGGGUCUAUAAAAAGGUUAAAGGAAAACCGAAUCUGAUAGUCAAGUACAACUUUUACUGCAUGGGGUACAAAUUUUAAAGACUUUAUUGUAUGAUUUAUGAUCGAAUAUGGCCAAGUUUGUAGUAAUGUACAACUUUGAUUUAAUGAAGGAAUGAGGUACUAACUUGAAGCCUAGGGUAAGAAUUUUCUUAUUGUAUUAUUAUUGUACAACUUUUAUUGCAAGUAUUUUCUUGGAUCA